AAAGGAGAUUUGCCCUAGACCGAAGAACGAAGAACGAAGAGAGAAUGAUAAUCCAGGUGCGCUGCGAUUGUGGCGCCCAAUGCAAGCAGUGGGCGAUCAUCGAGCUGCAGGGCUCGAUCGAGCUCCAGAACCCCGAGCAGCAGCUCCAGGGCCUGGAGAUUGGAUCGCUUUGCCGGGCAAGCGAGGACAAGUUCUCCUUCACUGUGGGUUAUCACGAGCUCGAAGGCCGCAAAAUCACGCUUAAGAAGCCAUUGCUUGUCCUCCGAAGCUCCAAAUCUCAAAAUCCCCGAGUAGAUGAAGCGCCAUCCUCACCGGAUUUGGAAGUGGUGGGCGUUGUACGGCACAAGAUCUUGUUUAAAACCCGGCCAAAGGCGCUCAUCUCAAAGCCGGAGGUGAAAAGUAAAAAGCCACGCCAGGAGUAAAUCGCCGCCACGUUGGACGUGAAGGAUUGCCACGUAGGGUCCGCGAAUUGGGGGAUGCGCGACACGCGUUCUUGCGACACUUCACGCCAACCGCGGACACGCGUCGCAAAAAUCGCUACGUUUCGCGAUGGUUUAAAACCCAAAGCUGCCUCUCCACUGGGGAACUAUCUACACACUAGAGAGCUACGAAUCUAUCAGAGGUUUGGGAUACAUUUUUUUCUUCUCUAGCUCUAGGAAGGAUCUCUCAUCUUCGUCCUCCUCUGGAAUUUCUUCCACCUCUCUUUCGAUCUUACGUUUUCUCGUAGAGAUCUAGUCGAGUUUUCGCUAGAAUGGCGAGGAAAGUAGCGCCCGCAGCUAAGAAGCACAAGAGCACGACCGGGGCAGUGGUGAAGAACAAGGUAACGAGCCCAAUGGUGAAGUUCGUGGACAUGAGAGCCGCGAGUGGCGAGAGAAUGGCGAUUGCUCGAGCGAAAAUGGCCGAGAAGUUCAAGCAUAUGAAGGCGUCGAUUCAAGUAUCUAUGGUGCGGUUCCGGCAUCCCGUCAAUCCGAUUCACAGGGUUGCCGCUCGGGAAGCUGCUCAAGAGACUAAAGCAGCAGCAACAGAGAGGAGAAAGCAAGCUGUGGCUGCUGCCAAGAACAACUCUUCAAGGAAAAGGGCGCUGAUCCGUGAGAAGCGAGCACGAAAUUUGAAGACGACUAUGGCAUAAGCGCCCGUAUAAGAAAUCACUGAUUGAGUACAAUGUACAGUACAAGCAUAUGGGUUUCGCAGUUUUGUCAUAAAUCUGUUUUCUUAUACUAGGUAUUACCAGCUUUGUGUAGUUUCUUCGACUAAAAGCAAAAGAAUCGUUUUUACAGAAAGAACUUUCAGACUAUGAUUUGUAGCUCUGUGGUGAUCAAAUAAAUGUAACAUAUAUCAUCUUUCCA
This is a messenger RNA of Selaginella moellendorffii, 1346 nucleotides long. RefSeq names its product chromosome transmission fidelity protein 8 homolog. The coding region runs from base 45 to 422 and encodes 125 amino acids. The transcript has 4 exons. The record is from RefSeq and is a predicted model, not a curated record. Gene Ontology annotation, biological process: mitotic sister chromatid cohesion. Lineage: Eukaryota; Viridiplantae; Streptophyta; Lycopodiopsida; Selaginellales; Selaginellaceae. Gene Ontology annotation, cellular component: Ctf18 RFC-like complex.